Molecule: messenger RNA, 887 nt
Organism: Cheilinus undulatus (humphead wrasse)
Lineage: Eukaryota; Metazoa; Chordata; Actinopteri; Labriformes; Labridae
Product: proproteinase E-like
Exons: 8
Coding region: 44-847 (267 amino acids)
Biological process (GO): proteolysis
Molecular function (GO): serine-type endopeptidase activity
Source: RefSeq, a predicted model, not a curated record
AUAAAAACCAGUGCAAACACUCGGACGUCUACUCUGAUCAAUCAUGAUGAAAGUGGCUCUUGUCCUGCUGUUUGCUGCCUACGCUUACGGGUGUGGCACUCCCACCUAUGAGCCGUCUGUUGGCCGCGUUGUGAACGGCGAGGAUGCUCGGCCCUACAGCUGGCCCUGGCAGAUCUCUUUGCAGUAUCGGAGCGGCUCUAGGUACUAUCACACCUGUGGAGGAACUCUGCUCGCUCCCAACUGGGUGAUGACCGCCGGACACUGCAUCAGCUCUCGUACUUACCGUGUGGUGCUGGGUGAGUUCGACCUCACCAAAGGGGAGGGCUACGAGCAGAUCAAGAGCGUGCAGAAGAUCAUCGUUCAUCCUCAAUGGGACGAUAACUGCCUGUCCUGUGGAAAUGACAUCGCAAUGAUCAAACUGUCCUCCCCUGUGGUCCUGAACGACAAGGUGCAGCCCUCCUGUGUGCCAAAGAGCGGAGAGAUCGCUCCUCAUGAUGACCCCUGCUACAUCACCGGCUGGGGAAGACUCUACAAUGGGGGUCCCAUCGCCUCCAAGCUCCAGCAGGCUCUCCUCCCUGUGGUCGGCCACAGUGUCUGCAGCAGCAGCGGCUGGUGGGGGAGCUACGUGAAAACCACCAUGAUCUGUGCUGGAGGAGACAUCCGCUCUGGCUGCCACGGGGAUUCAGGAGGCCCUCUGAACUGCAAGGGGGCUGACGGCAGGUGGUACGUACAUGGAGUGACCAGCUUCGUCUCCUCCUUGGGAUGUAACACCCUGCAGAAGCCCACAGUGUUCACUCGCACCUCAUCCUUCACCCAGUGGAUCAGUGACACUAUGCUGCAGUACUGAAGACAUCCUUAAUGCCAAUAAAUUCAUGUAAUCAGCUACA